CCGGAAGCGCUCCGGACCGCCCGCAGCUCCCGGCCUGCCCCGCGCCGCCGCCGGACUACGGCUCCCGGCGCGCCCCGCGGCUGUUGCCGUGGCCGCCGGGCGGGGACGGGGCCGCGGAGCGCCCCGGGAGGGGCCGGGCAGGGCCCGAGGCGCUGCGGGUCGGGCCUGGCAGCGCGGCCGGUCGGGCCGGGCCAUGGCGCAGGCGGCGCUGAGCGCGGCGGGGCUCCACUUCGACGAGCUGAACAAGCUGCGGGUCCUGGACCCCGAGGCGGCGCAGCAGACGGCGCAGCUCCGCGAGGAGUGCGGGGCCUUCUUGGACAAAAUAGCCGAAUUCCAGAAGAUAGUGGGGAGCUUAAUUGAACUUGUUGAUCAACUGGCAAAAGCUGCAGAAAGCGAGAAGAUGAAGGCCAUCGGUGCGCGGAAUCUGCUCAAGUCUAUAGCAAAGCAGAGGGAAGCUCAGGAGCAGCAACUUCAGGCUUUAAUAGCUGAGAAGAAGAUGCAGCUGGAGAGGUACCAGAUAGAGUACGAGACUCUGUGUAAAAUUGAAGCCGACCAGAACGAAUUCAUUGACCAAUUCAUUUUCCAGAAAUAGAGGAUUUUAAGAUAAAACCAAACUUGACCAUUCCAGAAUCUUGACAACUUCAAAAUAUGCAAUUUUUCACUGUGUAUGACUGAAGAGCUUGUUUGUACCAAUGGAAGUGUUUUAAUUCAGAGUGACUUACACUAUGAGUGGCAAUAACCAGGGCUUUCUAACGGGGUAAAGACUGUUGUGUCCUUUGAUUUUAUAAAAGUUUUGUACAGUCUACUUCUAAUCCAAAUUACAGUUGAAUUGCUACUGCUGUUGCUA
This is a messenger RNA of Strigops habroptila (Kakapo), 847 nucleotides long. RefSeq names its product intraflagellar transport 20 (gene IFT20). The record is from RefSeq and is a predicted model, not a curated record. Gene Ontology annotation, biological process: centrosome localization; protein localization to cilium; intraciliary transport. The coding region runs from base 194 to 592 and encodes 132 amino acids. Lineage: Eukaryota; Metazoa; Chordata; Aves; Psittaciformes; Psittacidae. Gene Ontology annotation, cellular component: Golgi apparatus; cilium; intraciliary transport particle B. The transcript has 4 exons.